This is a messenger RNA of Xylona heveae TC161, 1309 nucleotides long. RefSeq lists its product as hypothetical. The transcript has a single exon. Bases 220 to 1137 code for a protein of 305 amino acids. The record is from RefSeq and is a predicted model, not a curated record. NCBI's taxonomy places the organism in Eukaryota, Fungi, Ascomycota, Xylonomycetes, Xylonales, Xylonaceae.
CUUUUGGUCUCAAUUGAUCUAAAAUUCGUUUGUUAAUAUAAAGCCUCUUGAAAUAUCCUGACGUUUGGCACUGCUCUGUCAUUUUGCAUGAGAGUAUUGCAUUAUAUCUAACGCCAUCACGUCACAUUCCUUUCAAAAGGCACAUAGAAGGCCCCCGAGCCGGAUGCGGCAUUUGUCAACAAGGCAGAUAUCGAGGCAAUAGAAAGAUCAGAAUUGACAAUGGGGCUUCUCAAUAACCCUCCUGAGCUGGGGGCAUGGCGGCAACGUCUAUUUGCUCUUGAUGAGCCCGUGAUAAUACCUUAUCACCAAUUCGAAGUUUAUUGGCCGUAUGUCGACAAUGUAUGGGUCCGCAAUAAGGCACGUGGCGUAAAAGGCACCCCUCUCACAAAUGUAUAUUAUUCAUGCCGGCUGUGUAGAAAGGACAAUGCCGGUAAAAUGAACGAUGAGGAAAUCAAUGGGAGCGAUGGCCGCGCUCAUGGAGAAACGGGAGAACCACAGCCGCCACAGUCUGCGCGAGAAGAGGAAAGGGAACGGCCCGAGCCACCAGGUCCACAAGCAGAACCAGGGCAAGAAGCCGAAGUACAUCAUCAGCAAGGGAUUCAAUUACCACAGCCUACUGCGGCCGAACCGCAUAGUGAACCUUCGGAUGAAAGGCCUGCAGGAGCUCCGUCAGAAGGCAAUGAGCAAUAUCAAGCUUCCCUUGAAACAGAUCAAAGCACGCCAAGAAAGAGGACCCGUGUUCGCGCAAAACGGGAAGGUGGAACAUGUCAGGCGCGUCUCAAAAUGGUAUAUGAUGCCCGUACAGGCGCAUACACCAUAACCCGGUACUCUGAACCUCAUACGCAUGACUUGCGACGCUCGGAUCAGGUCAAGAGACCUUCGGCACUCAUGAAUAUCAUGGCUGCUGAAGGCGCAAAGAAUUAUGAACCAGCCGAAAUCAUGCGCGUUAUGCUAAAGCGAGAUCCUGACGGACGCGCCAAACUUGACGAGGCAGGUGGCGCGUUCUUGACUAGGACGGACGUCAAAAACGCGGGCUACAAGGCGCGCCGAAUGAUGUCUGGUCCCGAUAGCGCUGGAAGUCAAGCUCGACAAGAGGAAGGACCACCCGACCACCCGAUAGAUACUUCUAUCGCUUGAUCACUGGGAAUGAUACUCGUCAGGGGGCUCUUGGAUCGUUGUUGCAGCUCUCAAUUGCCGAAAGCUGUUACCGCCACUUUCUAUCCAGUGUCGCGCUUACUUUCAGCAAAGCCUUCUGACCUCCAAAUAUGCGCUCGAACCUUUUCAGUCUUUCGAAGAUUGGCAUCUUAAC